Molecule: messenger RNA, 3261 nt
Organism: Odobenus rosmarus divergens (Pacific walrus)
Lineage: Eukaryota; Metazoa; Chordata; Mammalia; Carnivora; Odobenidae
Gene: NAA25
Product: N(alpha)-acetyltransferase 25, NatB auxiliary subunit
Exons: 24
Coding region: 52-2970 (972 amino acids)
Biological process (GO): N-terminal peptidyl-methionine acetylation
Cellular component (GO): cytoplasm; NatB complex
Molecular function (GO): protein binding; protein-N-terminal amino-acid acetyltransferase activity
Source: RefSeq, a predicted model, not a curated record
UUCCCGAGGGCCUGCCCCGCGCGUGCGCACUGCGGUUCUGCGCUUGUCAUCAUGGCGACGCGGGGCCAUGUGCAGGACCCUAACGACAGGCGCCUCCGGCCCAUUUACGAUUAUCUUGAUAAUGGUAAUAAUAAAAUGGCAAUUCAGCAAGCAGAUAAAUUGUUGAAGAAACAUAAGGAUCUUCAUUGUGCUAAGGUUUUAAAGGCAAUUGGUUUACAGAGAACUGGAAAGCAAGAGGAAGCCUUCAUGUUAGCACAGGAGGUGGCGGCCCUUGAACCGACAGAUGACAACUCGCUACAGGCACUGACUAUUCUUUACCGGGAGAUGCACCGACCGGAGUUAGUUACAAAACUUUAUGAGGCAGCUGUGAAGAAAGUUCCCAAUAGUGAGGAGUAUCACUCUCACCUCUUCAUGGCUUAUGCCAGAGUGGGCGAAUAUAAGAAAAUGCAACAGGCUGGCAUGGCUCUAUAUAAGAUUGUCCCCAAAAACCCUUACUACUUUUGGUCUGUGAUGAGCUUAAUUAUGCAAUCUAUAUCGGCACAGGAUGAAAACCUCUCAAAAACGAUGUUUCUGCCCCUCGCUGAAAGAAUGGUAGAAAAAAUGGUGAAAGAGGACAAGAUAGAAGCCGAGGCUGAAGUUGAACUUUAUUAUAUGAUCUUGGAACGUUUGGGAAAGUACCAGGAAGCCUUGGAUGUUAUCAGAGGAAAAUUAGGAGAGAAGUUGACGAGUGAGAUUCAAAGUCGGGAAAAUAAAUGCAUGGCUAUGUAUAAGAAGCUGAGCAGGUGGCCAGAGUGCAAUGCCCUUUCCAGGCGCCUCUUAUUGAAAAACUCAGAUGACUGGCAGUUCUAUCUGACUUAUUUCGAUUCUGUCUUUCGACUGAUUGAAGAUGCCUGGACUCCUCCUGCUGAAGGUGAACACUCUUUAGAAGGAGAAGUGCAUUAUUCUGCAGAAGAAGCUGUGAAGUUUAUAGAAGAUCGGAUAACAGAAGAAUCUAAAAGUUCCCGCCAUCUCCGAGGACCACAUCUUGCUAAACUGGAACUGAUUAGACGUUUAAGAUGUCAAGGUUUUAAUGAUGAGUACAAACUGGGUGAUCCAGAAGAAUUAAUGUUCCAGUAUUUCAAAAAGUUUGGGGAUAAACCUUGUUGUUUUACAGACCUCAAGGUGUUUGUUGACCUCUUGCCUGCUACACAGUGUACAAAAUUUAUUAAUCAGUUACUUGGAGUUGUUCCUUUGUCGACACCAACUGAGGAUAAGCUGGCAUUGCCCGCGGACAUCAGAGCUCUGCAGCAGCAUCUGUGUGUGGUGCAGCUGACGAGGUUGCUCGGCUUGUACCACACUAUGGAUAAAAGUCAGAAACUGAAUGUGGUCAGAGAACUCAUGUUAAGGUACCAGCAUGGACUAGAAUUUGGGAAAUCCUGUUUGAAAACCGAAUUGCAGUUUUCAGACUAUUACUGUCUCCUUGCUGUCCAUGUGCUUAUUGAUAUAUGGAGAGAAACAGGUGACCAGACUGCUGUGUGGCAGGCCCUGACUUUGCUGGAAGAGGGAUUAACCCACAGCCCUUCCAAUGCUCAAUUCAAAUUGCUGCUUGUUCGAAUCUACUGUGUGCUGGGGGCAUUUGAACCAGUGGUGGAUCUGUAUUCCAGCCUCGAUGCUAAGCAUAUCCAGCAUGACACCAUUGGCUAUCUUUUGACCCGAUACGCCGAAUCCCUAGGUCAGUAUGCUGCUGCAUCCCAAUCCUGUAACUUCGCACUCAGGUUUUUCCACUCCAACCAGAAAGAUACCUCAGAAUAUAUUAUUCAAGCUUACAAAUAUGGUGCAUUUGAGAAGAUCCCAGAGUUUAUCGCUUUUAGGAACAGGCUGAAUAAUUCUCUUCAUUUUGCACAAGUCCGUACUGAACGGAUGUUAUUAGACCUUCUACUUGAAGCAAAUAUAUCAACCAGUUUAGCAGAAAGUAUAAAGUCAAUGAAUCUUCGGCCAGAAGAAGAUGACAUUCCAUGGGAAGGCUUGCGAGACAACAGAGACUUAAAUGUUUUCUUUAGCUGGGAUCCAAAAGACAGGGAUGUUUCUGAAGAACAUAAGAAACUUUCCUUGGAGGAGGAGACCAUGUGGUUAAGAAUCCGUUCCUUAACAUUGAGGCUGAUCAGUGGACUUCCAAGUCUAAACCACCCCGUGGAGCCAAGGAACUCGGAAAAGACCACUGAGAAUGGUGUGUCCUCCCGGAUUGAUAUUCUUCGUUUACUCCUUCAACAGCUGGAGGUGGCCAUGGAGACGGGAAAGCGAUUUAUUGAGAAGGAAGUUCAGUAUCCUUUCCUUGGUCCUGUACCUACCAGAAUGGCUGGAUUCUUUAGUUCUGGCUGUUCUCAGUGUCAGACCAGUGCUUUUUAUCUUGUUAGUGAUAUUUAUGAGCUGGACACCAGUGGUUUAGAGGAUACAGUGGAGAUCCAGGAUCGAGUAGAGAAUAGUCUUAAGUCUUUACUAGAACAAUUAAAAGAUGUCUUCAGUAGAUGUAAAGGUGACCUCUUAGAAGUUAAAGAUGGUAACUUGAAAACACGCCCUGCUCUUUUAGAGAACCUAGUCUUCUUUGUUGAGACUAUUUCUAUUAUCCUUUGGGUGUCCAGUUACUGUGAGAGUGUCCUACGACCAUACAAAUUAAAUUUACAGAAAAAGAAAAAGAAGAAAAAAGAAACCAGCAUCAUCAUGCCACCUGUCUUCACCAGUUUCCAAGACUAUGUUACUGGGCUUCAGACUUUAAUUUCCAACGUCGUGGAUCAUAUUAAAGGGCUUGAAACACAUCUAAUUGCACUUAAACUUGAAGAACUUAUUUUAGAAGAUACUUCUCUCUCACUGGAAGAGAGAAAAUUUUCAAAGACUGUGCAAGGGAAGGUGCAGAGCAGUUAUCUACACUCACUUCUGGAAAUUGGAGAGCUGCUGAAAAAAAGACUGGAGACCACAAAGAAACUAAAAAUUUAAGGAGGCGUGAACCACAGGCACCAAUGACUCUAUAGCAGAAAAUGACAUCAUCUUCCCAGGCAAAAGCUACAUCUGGUUGACCAUCAUUUUAAUCCAGAACUUCCUCAUAAAAUGCAUGAAGGACUUUGAUUGUGAAUUAAUUUUUUAGGUAUUAAAUGUAUACAACUGAUUAAAUUAUUGUAUAUAAAGCAGAAGCAGGACCCUCAUCUGGGUUUGACCACUUUUUAUACAUGUUCAUAUGCAUAUGGCAGCCACAAGAGAGCCCCACUUUUCUUCUUUCCUCCCAUCACC